This is a messenger RNA of Lycium ferocissimum, 4061 nucleotides long. RefSeq names its product DUF724 domain-containing protein 6-like. NCBI's taxonomy places the organism in Eukaryota, Viridiplantae, Streptophyta, Magnoliopsida, Solanales, Solanaceae. The record is from RefSeq and is a predicted model, not a curated record. The coding region runs from base 196 to 1068 and encodes 290 amino acids. The transcript is spliced from 4 exons.
UAUUUAAUUUCUUUCCCCAAAAGACCAAACCCUAGAACACAAAUAAUACCAUUUUCCCAAAUCCAAGAAAAAGAAAAUUCAUUUAAUUUCUUUGAUAAAAUCAAAUCUAAUUUGCGAUCAACAACUUCACAAGCUUAAUCAUUGCAUCAAUUUCAAUUUAAGGUUAUUGGUUGUGGGGUUGAACAAUCAUAGGAUAUGAGGUUUAAAAAAGGAAGUAAAGUUGAGGUGAUGAACAAGAAGGAUUCACCUGUAUCGUGGUGUCCUGCAGAGAUCGUAUCGGGUAAUGGACAUACCUACUCUGUAAGGUAUGAUUAUUAUCCGUCUACGGAAAAGAAAACGAGGGUCGAGAGGGUUUCGAGGAGGGAUAUUAGACCAUGUCCCCUGAUUCUAGAAGGCGUGGAGAAUGGACAAAGUGGUCAGAUUAUCGAGGUGUUCGAUAACUGUUGUUGGAAAACUGCUAUUAUUGUGAAGGUUAUGAAUAGUGACUGUUAUUUGGUACACCUGACCGGGUGCUCUGAGGAGAUUCGGGUUCAUAGAUCGAACAUCAGAGUGCGACAAUGUUGGCAAGACGAAAAAUGGCACUUGAUUGGAAAGGGUUCUGGGACGUGUGCAAAACCUGACCACCUUCCUGCUCAAAAACCUUCUAAAAAUGUGAGCAGAAAUGGGUUUCAUGUUAGAGAUGGAGAUUUGGCUGCUAAGGGAAACUUUAAAAGGCAGAAGUGUAAUGCUAACUCUUUGGUGUUGCUUAAGAGGGUGUCAGACGAAUCAUCUAGAAACAUUCAGGGAGAUUUUAAGAGACGGAAAAUAGUUCCGUCUGCCUUAGAGGGAAAGACACAUGUUAAUGUCAGGUGCAAAGGAAAUAUGAUGGAUAAAAAGAAGUAUGUGAGUGCUUCGUUUAACAAUUGGUCGGAUGGAUAUUAUGGAUUGAACCCUACAAAAAGAAGUGCUGCCACUGGCUAUUCCCCUGCAAGCAUUGGAGAAUCUAAUGAUUCUGAUGCAUGCUCCGUCGUGAUGCAGAGUCUUUUCAAAGUUCAGCAGAAGCACAUGAGGAGGAAAGCUCGAAUGUAGCAGAAAGUAUUCGUGAGUUGGAGUUGCACGCUUAUAGAUGCACUUUGGAGGCAUUGUAUGCUUCUGGUCCCUUGAGUUGGGAACAAGAAGCAUUAUUGACAAAUCUCCGCAUUGCACUCCAUAUUUCAAAUGACGAACAUUUAAGAGAGCUGAGGACUUUAAUUUCUUCUGGAAAUGGUAUUCAUGUCAGUUGAUAAUUAAUUUCUCCAUUUUGUUUUUUUUUUUUUUUAAAUGGUAGGACCACAUCCAUGUUUUGACUUGAGUAGCUUUUGUAAAAGCAUGAAGUAGGUGACACAUUUGUUAAUUCUCUCUUGGUCGUUAACCUCCACUUUGUAGACAGUUGGCCAAUUUGUAACUAUGUAUCAUGCCGUAUAUUCUUGGAAAGAAAUCGACUCAAUUAUUCUUAAAUUCAUACUUCUUUGAACUUUGUAAUGAAUGACUGAAAAGUCUUGUGAUGUUAUUUCUGAAGGAGCUUGGGUAUUUCUGUAACAUCAUUGAGCUGUAAAUAUCACUUUUUCCUGAUGUGUAAUCUAGUCAAUGACAUUCCUGCUAUGGAAAUGUCAAAGUCUAAAUGUUACAACCGAAAAUCUUUUUUCAUUGGGCGGAAAAACAGAUUGAAAUGAAGCCAGUUAGUUCUUGCUGAAUGCUUUUUUCUGAAUUGGAAAAAACCAAGAGUGGAUGCAUACAUAAGAAGACCUUUUUCUAUGUAUGAUGCAAAUAAAACAAUUCUAUUUUUCUAUUUCUACUUCAGCAGCUGUUAAUCAAGAACUGAAUUUGGUGAACUCGUUGCACCUUGUUGUAACAUACUUAUGGAUUUUAUUUACUCAUUUUUUUGAUCUCCUCGCAAUAUGGAAGUAUAUGGAUUUAUUUUCUCUAUUUUUUUUAUUCACGGAACAUGUGCAUUUUCCAGGGCGACAUUGGGAUGCGUGCAUCCUUUGCCUCCUAAAGUCCAAAGAUGAUGCUUGCAUUUGCAGCACCUCUCCUGGCCAUAGAGAGGACUCAUGCAACGUCUGUCUCAGAUAAGACAAAUUCAUGGCUUGUUAUAUUACUGUUUUACAGCUUCAUGAUUUGUUUUGUCUGGUUAACUUCAACAUCUUUAGCCUGGUUUUGCCGAAGGAAGUGAAUUUCUUAAGAUGUUGAAACUAUUGUGCAUGAUCUUAUGAUAUAUGUCUUUGUAUUGCUAGCUAUCUGAUUGAAGUUGUGCUUAUUUUUCCUCUAGAAGAUCAAUGAACUUUCUGUACAUACAGAGGAAAGUAUGUGGUGUCUUUCUAUAGACAUUAGUUCGAAAGAUAUCUAUUUUUUGUUGGGUAGUACGGAGAUGAAGGUGGUCAGAAUUGAUGCCCAUAAUGAAACUAGUAGUAAUAUUCAUCACUUAGCACUUCUAAAUUUUGUUGGAUUGGUAGCCUUUGUACUAGCAGGAAUUAAAUCUACACUGCAUGUGCAAAAGUGUAUGCUCUUCAUCCCUCCUGAAAAGUUACGGCUCUUUGGGCUAACAGCAUAUUCUAGCAUUCCUUCUGCCUGUAAAUUAACAUUUGGAAUUUUUUCUAGUAUAGCGAGGGUAAAAAUAAAUCUGCUGUUUCCAGAGUCUUUGAGAUAUCGAGUUAGCUCAAUAUGAUUCAAGAAUAGAUUUCUCUGUUGGAGGAAGGCUUUACUUCCGUGCUAUAGUUUUAUGAUGUGGAAUAGUAGUUAUUUUUUAUCAAAGAUAUUGGAGAUUGUUAAUGACCAGAAGUUGCUGCUCAUCAUUUGAACUUUCAUGAAGAGGUUUUUGCUUGAUUUAAGGCGUGUUUGGGAUGACGGAAAAUGGUUUUAUGGAAAAUGUUUUUCAGAAAAUAAGUCAUUUUCUGGUGUUUGGUUGCUAGAAAACAUUUUCGACAUUUUCCACCAACAAAGGGAAAACGACUUACCUCGCUUCAGUCAUUUUCCAACUUUUAACUUCGUAUCAUUGCUCUAACCAAUACAUGGAUGAUAGAUAUUAUUAUCAAUCUUUCAUACUCGAGUGUUUUUCUUUGAGCCGGUCUAUCGGAAACAACCUCUUUGCCUUCUCAAGGUAAGGGUAAGGUCUGCGACUCUGCGUACACACUACCCUCCUGAGACUCCACCUGUGGAAUUACACUGGGUUUGUUGUUGUUUCAUACUCGAGAGUUUCAUGCAACACUAUCCAGUCUGCUAAUAUUCUUAACAAUCUUCAAUAUAUGUCUUCCGAAAAACAUUUUCCACUCACCUACCAAACACCAGAAGAAAUAAGUCAUUUUCGGAAAACAUUUUCCAGAAUUUUUCUCCAUCGUAUACGAAACACACCCUUAAUGUAAUCUUGCAUUAUAUUAUCUGUUCUUGACUUGAGUUGUGCUUCUUUUGGUCAAUGAGUAUACCUUGGCAGUUUCUGUCUCUGCAUGGACUGAAGAUACAUGUUUCAUCUGGAUAAGAGAUUCUGUGACAGGUUUCUAUAGUUCUGUUGAAAGAAUUUCCUUUUCCUUUUCCUUUUAGACUAUUGUUUAGUGGUAUUGUUUCACUUUUUUUUGCUAUCAAGUGUUUCAGUAGCUGAUGCAGAGUUGUAAAUUCCUCCCAUUUUCAUGGCUCAUACUUGAGGUAAAGAGUAUGUAACUUGUAUACUUUUCUAAUUAACAGUGGUGGUACUCCUCAUUUUUCAUUUCCUUCUGCUCAAUGGAAAGGCGGCCCCUGAGGUAGAGGCGGUUCCAAGACUUAAAUUUGAUGGACUCGACCUUUAAAUUUAUGGCAGCUUACACAAAUAACAACAUUUUAGAAGCUCUUAACGAAUAGUAGCUACCUUUUACUUAUUUACGGUUCGUAGCUACAUUUAGGUAAUUCACAUGUAUUUGAGUGUAGUUGGAUACACUGUGAAGUUGUAUCCAACCUUAUCUGAUGUCACGUGUAUGUGACAGUAUUUGAAUACAUGCAACCUUAAUUUCUCUGAAUACAUAUGUAUUCAAAAUGUUUGUAUUUCACUAUUGAUAUAUCCUUUUGUUUUGGCUGUA